Molecule: messenger RNA, 1283 nt
Organism: Zychaea mexicana
Lineage: Eukaryota; Fungi; Mucoromycota; Mucoromycetes; Mucorales; Lichtheimiaceae
Exons: 5
Coding region: 195-1043 (282 amino acids)
Cellular component (GO): cytosol
Molecular function (GO): 3'-5'-DNA exonuclease activity
Source: RefSeq, a predicted model, not a curated record
GCCCUUUUUCUCAUCUUACCUCCCGAAUCUAUAAAAAGCAUUUGCUUUAAAUAGCUUAACAUAUGUUGUCAUUGAUACAUGUGUCUCAGGGGAGUUUAGGGCGUGCAUGGUGCGUGUGACAAGGCGGUCUGAUUCCGCAGGCAACAGAUUUCUUCUUUGAAACCAAGUGCUGGUCGAUUCACAGACUUAUAAUAAUGCGAUCUGGCGCAAUGCGUUUCAUAGACAUUGGUGCAAAUUUGACUGAUCCCAUGUUUAGAGGGAUCUAUCGCGGCAAGCAAGCUCAUGCAGACGAUUGGCACCUAGUUCUAAAACGGGCACGCGAUGCAGGUGUCCAAAAACUUAUCAUGACAGGCACGAAUCUUGCUGACUCACAGGAAGCGAUUGACGAAAUAAAAAAGCAUGACGAAGAGAAUAUGUUAUACUCGACAGUGGGUUGUCACCCAACCCGCUGCACAGAAUUCGAAUCGCAUGCGGGUGGACCAACGGACUACUUUAACAAACUACUCAACAUCAUCAAGGACAAUCGACAGCAUGUUGUAGCUGUUGGGGAAUGUGGACUUGACUACGACCGUCUUCACUUUUGUCCCAAAGAAACACAGCUCAAAUACUUUGAGCUCCAAUUUGAUCUUGCAGAAAAGACGCAGCUACCCAUGUUUUUGCAUAAUCGUAACACAGGCGAUGAUUUCUACACAAUGAUCAAGGCCAAUCGACACAAGUUCCGUCAUGGCGUCGUGCAUUCUUUUACAGGCUCGGUCGAGGAAAUGAAAAAAUUGGUCGACUUGGAUUUAUACAUUGGUGUCAAUGGUUGUUCUCUCAAGACUGAAGAGAAUCUACAAGUUGUCAAGGAAAUACCCAGUGACCGAUUGAUGAUUGAAACAGAUGCUCCUUGGUGCGAGAUUCGGCCUACGCAUGCAUCGCACAAGUACUUGGACACUAUUCCAAAGGAGGAAAAAGAUCUGUAUAUGCCGUUGACUAAAAAGAAGGAAAAGUUCGAGAUGGGAUAUAUGGUCAAAAGCCGAUGCGAGCCUUGUGCUACUGGGUGAGUUUGAAUUACUACUACGUUAAUCCCUUUUCUCCCUGUCAUUGUCCUCACAUGCACACUGGUUUUUUUCCCUUUUUUGCGUGUUAGUUUGGUUUUGCAUGUCAUUGCUUCGCUACGAGGAGAAGAUCCGAAAGAGUUGGCUGAAAAGAUAUGGAACAACACAUCCGCAGUAUUCUUUCCAAACGAGUCUGCAUGAAAAAGCCAAAUUUGUAACAAGUAAACUGAAGUAUUUAAAAAAAGA